AGUGAUCGCAUUGUGCAGAGAAGUGGAUGGAGUGUCAUAGUGAAAACACGCAGCACGGAUCGUAGAAUGGCACUGUCUUAUCUUCAAGAGGCGCAGAUUAACGCAGGACUCUUAACCGGGCAACACCUCGAUAUGAAGCAAGAAUCCGAGAAGCAGCCGCUCUCGCCGCCACUGAACAAUAACACGUCGCAAGUGAUGUUCCCUGGCAUGGGUAGCACAGCGGCAGGCCUGUCUAUGCUCACCCCGCAGCAAUUACUCGCCGCCAGCAGAACGGCUGCACUGAUGGCCGCGGGGAUUCCCGUGUCACUACACGCGACUCUAGCCGCCAGCCCGUCUCUCUACAGACACCAUCAGACCUUGUUCGGCAGCUGGGCUCCACCCACCGCGUCGUCGCCACCGUCGCCGCUUCAUCACUCGCCCGGCCCUGUGUCGCCUGCGUUAAGCACCAAGUCCACGUCCCGCCGCGCCAACAACACGGUCACGAACAAUAAUAACAAUAACAAUAACGUGGUGAGCAGCAGCGGAGACAGGAUCACGAAGAAGGGUCAGGCUGCUAAGAGGAAGACGCAGAAGUCGAAGGUGGAUAGUGUGCAACCGUCGGUUGAAGGAUCGGCACCGCUCAGUCCACCUACCUCGGUCAGCCCCGAGGCGGGCAAGGACGGCAGGGACAAGGUGUUCACCUGUGGAGUGUGCUCCAGAUCGUUCGGGUACAAGCACGUGCUGCAGAACCACGAGCGCACGCAUACCGGGGAGAAACCGUUCGAGUGUCCGGAAUGUCACAAAAGAUUUACACGGGACCAUCACCUCAAGACCCACAUGCGUCUGCACACUGGUGAGAAACCGUACCACUGCAGCCACUGCGACCGCCAAUUCGUGCAGGUAGCCAACCUACGCCGUCAUUUGCGCGUGCACACAGGUGAGCGGCCGUACGCGUGUGAGCUGUGCGCCGCCAAGUUCAGCGACUCGAAUCAGCUGAAGGCUCAUCUGCUCAUACACAAGGGCGAGAAACCAUUCGAAUGCGAGCACUGUCAGAUGCGGUUCAGACGGAGGCAUCACCUGAUGCAUCACAAAUGUGGCACAGGGAUGAACGCCUCUGGCCAAAUCUCCAGAUCUCAGGUCGCCUCCCCUUCACUGGCGAGCGACGACCUAGACGAGGACAUCGACAUAGACAUCGACGUGGAGAUGGAGGAACCAGAUGCAACGUCGCUGAUCAGCAGAAAAACGAACGCCUCUGUCAGACCAGCUCAUCGUCAAUUACCUAGUCCUGUCGUCAGCACCUCGAUGCCCAUGCCGCUGAAUCUAUCCGGAAUCCCUGUGGAUCUGCCGGAGCAGACGGAACCGGAAGACCUGUCCAUGUCCACUGGUAUGCACAGGCCCCACUCUCAGUCGAACAGCAGCGGCGACUCGCCUCUGAGCCGUAGCCCCAGCAGUGACACCAUCCACGAGGAAGACGAGGAGGACCUGGACAUGUCAGAGAUGUCCAGUCCCAACAUUUUCCUUCAGAACCACCGCAACAAAUACGCGCAUCACUUCGCAUCCCUUGGAAACCCCGCCGCGGCUAAUGUUGGCCAUGCGUCCUAG
Molecule: messenger RNA, 1581 nt
Organism: Eufriesea mexicana
Lineage: Eukaryota; Metazoa; Arthropoda; Insecta; Hymenoptera; Apidae
Gene: Kr
Product: krueppel
Exons: 3
Coding region: 67-1581 (504 amino acids)
Biological process (GO): regulation of gene expression
Cellular component (GO): nucleus
Source: RefSeq, a predicted model, not a curated record